This is a messenger RNA of Lymnaea stagnalis (great pond snail), 5609 nucleotides long. NCBI's taxonomy places the organism in Eukaryota, Metazoa, Mollusca, Gastropoda, Lymnaeidae. The record is from the annotation of a GenBank genome assembly.
AUUGCGAACUUCAAAGUCCUCAAGCAAGGUCUCGCCACCCCUCAAAGAAGGCAGCAUUAUUGAGUAAGUUGCCAAAAAACGGAAGGCUACAAAUGACCACAUCCAGGGAUUCUUUCAGAUAAUAAUUUUUCUCGGAAAAAAUUGUGUAUGUGUGUGGGAGGUUGGCAUCUAUCAUCGUCAAAAAGGGGAACUAUGGUGACCAGGGCAAGCUCUGACUCCUGCGGCCCCCACCCCAAACCUUGCCCUUAAUAAACUAAUUUCAUUUAAACAGUUUAGUUUUAAAUGGAUAAAAAAAGUGGGCCCAUACUGUACUUUUUUCAAGGCCUAUCCAACCCCACCCAUACUAUACUUUGUUAAAGCCCUCAGCUCAGCCCAUAUGUUACUGUACUUUGUUAAAGCCCUCAGCUCAGCCCAUAUGUUACUGUACUUUGUUAAAGCCCUCAGCUCAGCCCAUAUGUUACUGUACUUUGUUGAAGCCUCGCCCCCUUAAUUUUUUGUGUGGAUAAAUUCAAAAUUCAGUGACGCAUUUAGAUGCAUUUUUAGUGACGUGGGGAGGGGGGGGGAGGGUGUUUCCUUCAAAGAACAUCAGAAAAUAUGCUAGCGGACGUUAAGUCUUUAAUCGGAGAACAACAGAAAAUUAGCUAGUGGAAGGGUUGACAUGUAUAACGCAGCUCGUUAUAAGUAGAAGACUAUAAUACAACCUUCAUCCACAAAGUUCUCUCAACAACUGCCCAACGAACAGUGCUGUACACCAAAGACAGACUAUAGAUGCUGUGUCACAAUUGCAAUAAAAACAUGUCACUGUAUGUCACAACCUUAAAAGCCAGCGUUAAUUAACUAAAUUGACACACAAAACACACUGUGCAGACUAAAACACAAAAUACGGUACGCAACAAUCACUAGUGAGCACCAAUACUCCACAGACCCCUAGACAUGGAAAAGAAAGUUACAGUGGCAAAAUCCAACAACAGGUUUAACAUUUCUUCUUUUUGCAAAUAAUAUUGCUUUCCAACAUUAACACUGAGGUCAAACAAUUUCCUAUUACUUAAAAAUAUAAAUUGCGAGGGGAAAAAAUUGUGUGACUGGGGGGGGGGGGGGGGGGGGGGGCCUGCUUUCUGUUAAAAAAUGUUCACUGAUCCAUUAAAAUCCCUGUUUUCAAUUUUAAAUCUGUUGCUCUUGUCAAGUUCAGUUGAACUCUUUCGGCUUUUAUUUUAUUCCCAUUAAAAAUUUGAACGAUACUGCAUUGUUUCGGGUAUUGGCUGCACCUGAUAAUAAGCCACACCACAAAAGCUUGGUGCUAUUUAAAAUGGAUUUGGAGGGGGGGGGGGGUGCCGGCAAAGCUCGGAUUGAUACAGUAGAUUAAUUUUAUGUUGUAAAUUGUAUAAUCAUUAAGAAAAAUGUGCAUUUUUGUUGAAUAAACUUUUGCCGUUGCUGACUAACAGCUCUUCCCAUCCAUUCCCCAGCCCCCCCCCAAAUGGGGGGGGGGGGUGCCGGCAAAGCUCGGAUUGAUACAGUAGAUUAAUUUUAUGUUGUAAAUUGUAUAAUCAUUAAGAAAAAUGUGCAUUGUUGUUGAAUAAACUUUUGCCGUUGCUGACUAACAGCUUCUGCCAUCCCAUCCCCAGCCCGCCCCCAAAACUCUUAACAUCUAGGACUGAAAAGCAGGAAGUACCCGAAGAUAACGUGGACGGCGAAAGUGAACAGAAGGUACACAAGGGAUCGGUCAUAGCGCUAGAGCGUCGAGCCGAGGAGCUGGGUAAUUGAAAUUAGAAUUGUAAAAUUUAAUGGUUCAAGAAUCUAGAGGAAGUGAUGCAAUUUGUCAGACAAAAUUAUUGAAACCUUACGCCUCAUUCCUUUCAAAAGAAAAUCUCGUACUAAAGUCCCACAAAUUGGUCAUACAAGACUUCAAAAGAUCUCUUGAAAAAGUCAGCCUUCUCUGUGUCUAUCUGAUACCAUAAAUAUUUUUAACCAUUAAUUUAUAGAAUUGAAAUAAUAAAAUGCAUUCAAAUACCAACAUGAUAAUUUCUUAUUCUUGUCUUCAGUUUUUCCUUUGCGAGAACCCCUGCCAUUAUAUUUUAUAUUUUAGUGUUUUUUUUAAGGUUAGCCAUAAAUAAUUGUGUUUUUUUUUCCAUCCACAGCCAAGUUUGCAGCCAUGAAUAAGUAUACCAAAAAUGCCCGGGCAUCUCUAUUCUUUCAGCAAAUCAAAGCCAUUCUCAUCAAACGGGCGACACUGUUCAGACGAAGCAUAAUAUCCUCACUGAUCAUGUUACUCUUGCCGUCUGCUAUGACCAUUCUGGGCAUCAAAGUUGACAUGCUAGCCGAUAAACUUAAACUCUCAGACCCGAUGGGCUUCUCCCUCGACCGUUUCACUGACCUUAUCGUUCCUAUUUUUAUCAGCCCCACCGGUUCUCAAAAGAUGAAGGAUGCGUACAAGAAUCAGUUCUCGUCAUCCCCAGGCGUAACUUUUCGGGAGUCGGAUGCGACAGAUGUAAAUAUUAAACCUUUAAAUCAAACAGUCUGGUGUUUUAGAUAUAAAUAGUAUACCUUGCAACCAAUGUCAUAUUUUGUUAGAUAUAAAUAGUAUGCUUUUCAACCAACGUCCUAGUGUGUUAGAUAAAAAUAGUAUACCUUGCAACCAAUGAUAUAUUUUGUUAGAUAUAAAUAGUUCACAAAACAACCAAUGUCCUAUUUAGCAGGAUACAAAUAGCAUACCUUUCAAUCUUCAACAGAUGUCCUGUUGUCUUGGCCGUACAGAAUUCAUUGAUUAUCAAAUACAGACUGAGUUAACCGAUUACCAAUUACAGAAAGAAUUCACUGAUUACCAAAUACACAGUUCACUUAUUACCAAAUACCCAGUACAGACAUAACUCACCGAUUACCAAAAACAGACAGAAUUCACUGAUUGUCAAAUACAGACAUAACUCACCAAUUAUCAAAUACAGACAGAAUUCACUGAUUACCCAAUACAGACAGAAUUCACUGAUUGCCUAAUACAGACAUAACUCACCGAUUACCAAGCACAGACAGAAUUGACUAAUUAUCAAGCACAAACAGAAUUCACCAAUUACCCAAUACAGACAUAAUUCACAGACUACUGUAACUGUUUCAUGAUCCAAGCCAGAACAAGUCAACCAGUACCUAUUAAAACUCGGAAAGGAAAUAACCAAAGUCAAAUACGACGACAAAGUGAUUGUUGGUGUUGUGAUCAACGCCUCGUCCUACACAACCGUGUUCCACCAGACUGCUUUGCAUGGCAUUGGCAUCUCUGUGAGUAGUGACUUGGCAUCUCUGUGAGUAGUGGAAUUUUAGCGGUGUCUCAACAUUGACGUGAAUGAGAUUCCUUUCCCUCUGGCUGAAUUUAAAAUCAAGGAAGGGUGUGUGUGCAUUAGGUAUUUUCACCAUCACUUGCAACAACAAAAAAUAAAAAGGGCACUCAUUGUUUUGGAGGGCAUUGGUUUCAAACUUUUUAAAACAAUGAAAUUCCCUUUAAUUUUAUAUUUUUUAAAAUUUACUAAUGCUUNCCCCCCCCCCCCCCAUUUAAAAAAAAAAAUGUCCUUUAUCCGACCCAUCCCUAAAAAAGUAUUAACAAAUAGAUUAGCUAAAGAAAGCAAAUAAAGCUGGUCACGUCUUAAGCUUGUAUUUUGUUUAUUGAACAAGUUAUUCCAUUUUCUUUUCUUCUUUUACAAAAACAAAUGGAUAUACAAAUGUUAAAUGUACUGCUAUAUAUUGAAAAUAGCUUCUCGUAAACCAGUGGCUCUCAACCUUCCCAAUACCGAGACCCUUUACACAGUUCCUCAUAUUGUGGCGGCCCCCAAACACAAAAAUAUUUUCGUUGCUUCUUCUUAACUGUAGAUUAUAUGUGUUUUCCGAUGGUCUUAUGUGACCCCUGGGAAAGGUUCGUUCGACCCCCAAAGGGGUCGCGACCCUCAGGUUGAGAACCGCUGUCGUAAACUAACAGAUGUAAUAAGAAAAAUGUCAGCAUUUUUUGGGCAUUUUCAACAAUUAUCAAUAAAAAAUGUACGCACCCCAAAGCGGUCCGCCGUGUACCCUCUAGAUAGAGGUUGGGAACCACUGACAUAGGGGAUUCAGGCCAUGACCUUGAUAAGGGUAACAUCAUUGUCUCAAUAGUAUAUCACAGCACUGACAUCAUUGUCUCAAUAGUAUAUUUAUUUAUUUAGGCAUUUUUAUAUAGCGCUUACCUUAAAUCUCUAAGCGCUUUACAAUUAUUGAAAACAUGUAAACUAACCAAAAUAAAAAUGAGACAUUAGGAUAGUAACUACUAUACUAUAGAAACAAUUAAAAUGGCUAUAAAACGAGGACACUUUGGCACGUUUUGGCCUAAAUUACAGGAUUAACCCGAGACAGAAAAUGAGGCAGGGCAAGGAGGGUGCAUCACAGGUCAUAGGCGGACCUAAACAGAUGGGUUUUAAGGGACUUUUUAAAAGUGGACGAGGUUUCACAAUGACGGAUAUGGAAGGGGAGCUGGUUCCAGAACGUGGGCCCAUGGAAGUAGAAGGAGCGUUCACCGAUGGUCUUAGUUUUGGUUCUUGGGAUUGAGAGGGUUCUAUUGUCAAUGGAAGAGCGUAGUUGUCUUGUGGGGAUGUAAGGAAGCAACAGUUCAGAGAGAUAGACAGGAAAGUGAGGGUCAGUGAACGAGUUGAAGCAUAGAUUGGCAGACUUGUACUUGAUGCGAGAGGAUAUUGGAAGCCAGUGGAGUUGCCGCAUGUGUGGUUGAAUGUGGUCAUGUUUCUUUGAUUUAAAAAUGAGUCUGCAUGCUGAGUUCUGUGCCUUCUGAAGUUUGUCUAUGUGGUGUUGAGGAAUGCCUGCGAGAAGAGUGUUACAGUAGUCAAAUUUUGAAAGAAUGAGUGAAGAGACAAGAGUUUUUGUGGCGUCAAAGGAGAGGAGGUGUCUAAUGGUGCUGAUUUUUCUAAUUUCGUUAUAUGCUGAUCUACAUAUAUUCAUGACAUGUUUGUUCAUGGAGAGGGUUCUGUAAGCGUGACUCCAAGGUUUCUGGCAGAGGGAGAGAGUGUGAUGUCAGAGUUGCAAAUAGAUAUAGAAGAAGGAGCGGAUGGAGGGAGAUGUUUGUUUUGAGAGUGGAUGUCACAGCACUGACAUCAUUGUCUAAACUUUAAAACCACAGCCCUGACAUAAUCAUCUAAAUGUUAAACCUUAGCACUGACUUCAUCAUCUAAAUGUUAAACCAUAGGCCCUGACACAAUUACCUGACAUUUUCUUAAUGUUAAAAUAUAACACUGACAUCUUUGUCUAAAUGUUAAACAAAAGACAUGACACAAUUUCUAAAUGUUAAACCAUAGCCGUGACACAAUUUCUAAAUGUUAAACUGUAGCCCUGAGAUCAUUGACUUAAUGUUAAACCAUAGCCCUGACAUCAUUGUCUAAAUGUUAAACCCUAGCCCUGACAUCAUUGUCUAAAUGUUAAACCCUAGCCCUGACAUCAUUUUCUAAACUUUAAACCAUCACCCUGACAACAUGACAUCAGUUCACGGAUCGCUGUUGUCGGUCUCAGCCUCACUGGUCGAUAACUCCUAUAACUUUCUUACAUUUAGAUGCAACUCCUGAUGAACGCCUACUGCCAGUCUCAGCUCGGCCCCG